Messenger RNA from Malassezia globosa CBS 7966, 2187 nucleotides. RefSeq lists its product as uncharacterized. The record is from RefSeq and is a predicted model, not a curated record. Gene Ontology annotation, cellular component: cytosol. The transcript has a single exon. Bases 1 to 2187 code for a protein of 728 amino acids. Lineage: Eukaryota; Fungi; Basidiomycota; Malasseziomycetes; Malasseziales; Malasseziaceae.
AUGCCACAAGCUACGCCGUUUCAUGCAUGCUACGAGGCACUUUUGGCCGGUGAGCGUCCAUGGGAAGCAGACGAAUCCCCGACAGCGGCGGGGCAGCGUGCGUCAGAAAAAGCGAAUGCGGCACCACGUGCACAGUACAUGCUAGAGUUGCUAAGCAAGCCAGUCGAACACAGCGUCAUCGUGGACCUGCUUGCCAAUGUAUCGCCGAACGAAAUGAUGGACGACCGCUAUGCACGUCGCCGCGAUAAUAUCACCGGCCUAUGGAAAGAAGCUUUGCGUGUAUGGACAGAGUCAUCCAAUCUCCAUGACGAGCUUGUGUGCCAUGCGAUUGACACAAUUUUGGCACUUGCUUGUGCGUUGCUGCCCAAGGCCUAUACCAACUACACGCUGGACGUGAUUACUCUCUUGGCAGGUCGCAUGGACGAAGCAGACGACAUGUUCUAUGCACUCAUGACGGCCAUUGAACGCACAUGUCGACGGCCUCAGAUCGAUACUCAUAACAGCGAUGAUGUCUUUGCCCAUGCACCAUCACCACCUUCGUCGUCUGCCGUCAUCGCCCAUCAACAGCACAGUGCACUCCGAUUGGUCAUUGUGCUGACGGCGUGCACAGGUAGCACGUCCCUCACUACAUACCUUUUACACCGCGAUCUGUUCGCUGCAGCGAUGCACGUUGCUCAAACAACCAGUGCGUCGAAUGAACACGUGCUUUGCGACGUGGCUCUAUGUACAGCUCUUCUUGCCACAGCCGGUCAUGCUCAUGGCACCACACAUGCGACGGGUCUAGGGCGUGAUCCCGUGUCGUCCGCCUUCAUGAAUCAUGUGGCAUUCCAGCCAUACCAACGGCGCAUGCGCGACUAUGCGCAUCUUCACGACCUUAAGCGCAUAGCACAUGCUUGCUCAGCACGUGCCAUGCACAUCUUGGCCGCCUACACGCACGACGAACACGCAGCCACCCACCAAAGCCGUUCUCGCAUGUGGGGACUCGACUGGAUGUACAUGGACUCGCGCAAGAACCUUUUGUCGGCUACGACUGCCCUCUCACCCACGGCAUCCGCCGCGGCAUCAGCCACAGCACCAACACGGCCGCCACCCCAUGCUUGGCUCUUCUUCGCCCUAUGGGUAUGGGUGCAUUCCAACACCAGGUUCCACGCAUGUGUCGUGGAUGCCGAAAGCCAAGGUGGCGAGCCGCCUCUGAUCGUCUCGUUCCUCUCCGUCACGUCGUUUCUGCUGACGCAUGCAGCGAUAUGUGCGCGAGCAACAAUGUACGCGCACACGGCGCUGCAGAUCAUGCUUGUGCUUCUGGGGCGGACAGACGCACAGGCUCCCAUGCAGGCAGUGACGAAGCGCCUGCUUCUCGACGAAGAUUCCCUCGAGUCACCCGCUGCACGUUGGUGUUGGCAGGUCGUGCAAUGCCGCGACAAGCCAGGUGCGCUUCCGCCCAUGCCCAAAACAGGCACAAAGCGCCCACGACGACUUGCUACGUGCUGUGUGAACAACGUCGCCAUCUUUCUCAAGUACAACCGAAGCAAGCACUUGGACGCUGCUAGUUUCCGGACCGCGCUGAUGGCCAUCCAGCGCAUCGUGCUUUUGUGUGCCCAGAACAAGCUUCUUCUAGAGUACGAUUGGCUCGAAGCAUGGCGCGCGAUCCUUGCGACAGCUGAUUUCAUCGCUGCCCGACAGACCGAGAUUAGCGACGACACACAUCAGCUUGCCGAGUGCCUCAUCGAGACAAUGGCCGUCGUGCUUGUGUACUCCGACAAGUUCCUGCAAACGCCUGCGGAAACGCACUGGCUUCUCUACGAGCUCGCGCGUUCCAAGCACACAAUCGAGAAGCUCAUCCCUAUCACUAGCACUAGCAGCACGGCACGUCAGGUGCAUGGUGUUCUGCUGCGCGAAAUACUCGAUGCCAUCGAUGCCGACAUGGCAAAGGAGCACGACAGGGCUCGCUCCGCACGUAGCUGGCUUUUCUUCCAACGCAACAGUGCCAAUGAGCCCGUGAGUAUGCACACCAUCCUAAGCAUCAUCCAACACCUUGAUUUGCCUACACUCCUGGCGUCGGACAAACCAGCGUGUGCCGCCGUUGCACGAGCGGCCCUCACGGCGAGUAGUGGACGGAGUCCAGGAGGUGUGCCAAGUCCGAGCGCCUCGCUUCUUCGUACCGUACAGCACGACUGGCUAGCGAGUUAA